AUGGAGAAUCUGAUAGCAUUGGUCAACAGACUUCAGAGAGCAUGCACCGCGCUCGGCGACCACGGCGACGAGAGCGCGUUGCCCACUCUCUGGGAUGCCCUUCCUUCAAUUGCCGUCGUCGGCGGUCAGAGUUCCGGAAAGUCCUCGGUAUUGGAGAGCAUUGUUGGGAAGGAUUUUUUACCUCGUGGAUCUGGUAUUGUUACUCGACGUCCACUAGUCCUGCAGCUUCAUCGGAUUGAUGAAGGUAGAGAAUAUGGAGAGUUUGGACAUCUUCCUAGGAAGAAAUUCUCUGAUUUUGCUGCUGUGAGAAAGGAGAUCGGUGACGAGACUGAUCGAGAGACAGGGCGUUCCAAACAAAUAUCUACAGUUCCUAUUUAUCUCAGCAUUUAUUCACCUAACGUUGUAAAUCUGACUUUGAUCGAUCUUCCUGGGCUUACGAAAGUGGCUAUUGACGGGCAGUCUGAAAGCAUUGUGAUGGACAUUGAGAACAUGGUGCGAUCUUAUAUUGAAAAGCCCAACUGUAUCAUUCUGGCAGUUUCACCUGCCAACCAAGAUCUUGCAACAUCCGAUGCUAUAAAAAUUUCUCGUGAAGUGGAUCCAAAAGGAGAGAGAACCUUUGGAGUAUUGACAAAGAUUGAUCUCAUGGACAAGGGUACAGAUGCUGUGGAUAUUCUGGAGGGAAAAUCAUAUAAGCUGCAGUUCCCAUGGAUAGGUGUUGUUAAUCGCUCUCAAGCCGACAUUAACAAAAACGUAGACAUGAUUGCUGCUCGGCGUAGAGAGCGUGAGUAUUUUGCUCAAACCCCGGAGUAUCAACAUCUUGCUGCUAGAAUGGGCUCUGAGCAUCUAGGGAAAGUUCUAUCCAAACAUUUGGAAGCUGUUAUCAAAUCUCGAAUUCCAGGACUUCAGUCACUCAUCAAUAAAACUAUUAUUGAGCUAGAAUCUGAGUUGAGCCGUUUGGGAAAACCCAUUGCAACUGAUGCUGGAGGAAAAUUGUACAUGAUUAUGGAAAUCUGCCGAAUAUUUGAUGGAAUAUUCAAGGAGCAUCUUGAUGGAGUUCGACCUGGUGGUGAUAAAAUAUACAGCGUCUUUGAUAACCAACUACCUGGUGCAUUGAAACGCUUGCAGUUUGACAAGCAUCUGGCAAUGGAAAAUGUUCGGAAAUUAAUAACUGAAGCUGAUGGUUAUCAACCUCAUCUUAUAGCACCUGAACAGGGCUAUCGUCGUCUCAUUGAAACUGCCUUGAUUACAAUCAAGGGUCCUGCUGAGGCCUCUGUCGAUGCGGUUCAUGCAAUACUUAAAGAACUAGUUCAUAAGUCAAUUAACGAGACUGUGGAGCUGAAGCAGUACCCUUCACUGAGAGUGGAAGUUGGAAAUGCUGCUGUAGAAUCAUUAGACAGGAUGAAGGAAGAAAGCAAGAGGGCAACUCUACAGCUAGUUGAAAUGGAAAACAGUUACUUGACUGUAGAUUUCUUCCGGAAGCUUCCUCAGGAUGUCGAGAAGGGUGGCAAUCCAACGCACUCGGUUUUCGAUAGAUAUAACGACUCCUAUCUUCGACGAAUUGGCUCAACUGUCUUGUCCUAUGUCAAUAUGGUUUGUGCAAGUUUGAGAAACUCAAUUCCCAAGUCUAUAGUUUAUUGUCAAGUCCGAGAGGCGAAGCGCAGCUUACUAGAUCAUUUCUUCGCCGAAUUAGGCAAAAAAGAGGCGAGACAGUUGGGUAAAUUAUUAGACGAGGAUCCGGCAAUUAUGCAGCGUCGUGUCUCUAUUGCAAAGAGGCUGGAGUUAUACAGAGCUGCUCAAUCAGAGAUUGAUUCUGUAGCCUGGUCCAAAUAGAUAGUUUAUAUACAUACAUACCCAUUAAUUACUCUUUGUCUUUAUUUUUAUUUAUUUAUUUCCCUUUCGUAUACGAACAUGCAGGAGUUGUUUAUUGAUAGAGUCUCAAUUCUUUUUA
Molecule: messenger RNA, 1948 nt
Organism: Erythranthe guttata (spotted monkey flower)
Lineage: Eukaryota; Viridiplantae; Streptophyta; Magnoliopsida; Lamiales; Phrymaceae
Product: phragmoplastin DRP1A
Cellular component (GO): membrane; microtubule; cytoplasm
Molecular function (GO): GTPase activity; GTP binding; microtubule binding
Source: RefSeq, a predicted model, not a curated record